UUAUCGAUAUAUUCCAGAAAUUCGUUUUCAGAGAAAGUGAAAUAUUUUGACCUGACUUCUGAGACAAUGUACCUAAAUUUUCCGAGAAUAUUUUUCAUUUUUGCGGCGUUUUUGGCGCUAUUUGUUCCCUCAGAGAUGCUGGCCGAAGACGCCGGUGUUCAGUUGAAUUAUGAUUCCGAGUCUGACCAACCCAUGAACGGAGUUUCUGAGAACGUUGCGCCAAAUUUCAAGGACUUCCCGGCAUUUCUGAUUCAACGAUUUCGAAGAUCACCGCAGUCCAGCAGCAGAACUCAUUCCAGCAACGACGUUCAAUACAGAAGAUCAAAUUCGCCUUUGGGAAUAGAAGCUUGCUUUUGUACUGGAGAUGAUACGAGACAAGAUGAACACUGUAUCUGCUUUCCUGGGCCUCAUGGAAAGAAAUUUCACGUUUGUUUGACGUUCAUUGGAGUGCCGUAUUGCACGCCUAUUUUUGGGUGAAAUCACGUGCUGUCGUGGUGACUUUAUUGUGGAACGCAAAUUUUUAUUAAAGGUUGCAAUUGAUUUCACGAAAGAAUCCAGUCCAAAUUUCGUCAUCUUGAUUCUGAAUGUUCAGGAAAAUAAAUGCUCGCAAGGACCGGUCCACAAAACUAUUUUCCAGAGCGAGAAGCCCAAGACAAAAACCACGCAUGUUCUUUUUAUAGUUUCCGAG
Molecule: messenger RNA, 688 nt
Organism: Notodromas monacha
Lineage: Eukaryota; Metazoa; Arthropoda; Ostracoda; Podocopida; Cyprididae
Source: the annotation of a GenBank genome assembly